Messenger RNA from Lytechinus pictus (painted urchin), 2150 nucleotides. RefSeq names its product Na(+)/citrate cotransporter-like. The transcript is spliced from 13 exons. Gene Ontology annotation, biological process: transmembrane transport. Gene Ontology annotation, cellular component: membrane. The record is from RefSeq and is a predicted model, not a curated record. Gene Ontology annotation, molecular function: transmembrane transporter activity. Lineage: Eukaryota; Metazoa; Echinodermata; Echinoidea; Temnopleuroida; Toxopneustidae. The coding region runs from base 110 to 2020 and encodes 636 amino acids.
AUUCAAACGUAUUUUUUUGGUUUCGAUAAGACUGUAAACAUCGUCUCUGCUUCGUGUUACUUCAUUUUGGUCGAUUUUAGUGCAAUAUUUUCCUCGUGUUCUACUUGCAAUGGUUCAAGGCUUGUCUAAGAAAGAGAAGAUCCAAUUGUGGUGGAGACUUACGAGGAACUAUGUCGUCAUUGCUUUGGUUUUAUUAAUAUUAUGCCCGAUACCAGUAGUUAUGAACACCCAGAUGGGAUACGUGGCAUUUACCAUCUUCUUGUUGGGGACCUUCUGGGUGACGGAGGUGAUACCUUUACCAGUCACGGCACUCAUCCCGAUAGUUCUCUUCCCUCUCUUUGGUGUCCGGGACACCCCCACCGUAAUAGAGCAAUAUUUCAAGAAUGUCACCUACCUGCUUUUUGGGGGUCUGAUCCUCGCCGCUGCCAUCGAGCAUCAGAACCUUCAUCGUCGCUUCGCUCUUCGGGUAUUGCUCCUGUUCGGAACGGAUCCAAAGAAGUUGUUACUAGGGUUCAUGAGUGGUACAGCCUUUCUGUCUUCGUGGAUGAGUAAUACAGCCGUGACAGCCAUGAUGCUUCCCAUUGCUCGAGCCGUGCUCGACGAGAUCAGAAAACAGGACAACGACGACGAGCAUGAGAUGGAGUGCGACCUCGGAGAAGACAGACAAUACAAGCCCAGCAGCCAAACUAUUUUGCCUCGUGAAAGAGAAAUGAAAGGAAUUGGCCCUGAAUUACUGAGGGAAGAGAUCGAAUCGAUUGACGAUCUUCCACCAAGCUCGUCCUCGUUUGAUCAAGACAGGCGCCACCUACGUCUACGCAAAGCUAUUUUUCUUUGCAUUCCCUAUGCUGCCAAUGUGGGUGGGACUGGAUCUUUAGUUGGUACCUCGGCGAAUGUGCUCUGUGUUGCUGUCGUUGAAAGUCUGUUCGGCAAGGAGACGGGUCUCAAUUUUGGCAGUUGGAUGCUCUAUUGCUAUCCACAGAUGAUUGUAUGUAUCCUCAUUAUAUGGGCGUGGCUCCAGUUCAUGUAUCUUCCGAGGGACAGUUUCAGAUGUAAGUGUAACAGACAGAACAGUUCCGAUGCAAAACAGAUAAGGAAAGUAAUACAGCGCGCAUAUGACGAUCUUGGUCCUAUAAGAUUUGCAGAAUGGGCUGUCUUGGCACACUUCGUGAUCAUUGUAGCACUCUGGAUUACCCAAGAUCCCAAGGUCUUUCCUGGCUGGGCAUCUUUCUUUCCUCCUGGGGUUAAAAGUGCUACGCCGACAAUGCUGAUGGCCAUUUCUCUAUUCUGUUUUCCAUCCGAGCGACCUCUACGUCUGUUAAGAAUCAGAGACCAACAAAUUCGUGAUUCAGCCCAUGAUCAUCUAGAAAGUAUCGUUUCAAACGGUGCAAGUGCAAGUGUGGCUGGCGUUGAUAGUGACAAUGACGAUGGUGACGAUGGGCGUGAAAGUCGCCCCAAAAUAGUCAAAGUGAAGUGCAUCCCCGCGCUCAUCACCUGGGAAAUAAUACACGAGAAGAUGCCAUGGGGUGUACUCAUUAUUAUGGGCGGGGGAUUAGCCCUAGCAGAUGGAUGCGUGGAAUCUGGUCUAUCAGCUUGGUUAGCCGAACAGUUUCAUAAAUUUUACGGGAUACCUCCGCUGGCAGUGGCUUUCAUCACAGCCAUCACAAUUUCACUCCUGACAGAGGUUAUUGCUAAUACAGUCACCGCUGCCAUUUUUCUUCCUAUUGUUGCAGAGAUGGCCGUCGCGAUGAGGAUAAACCCGUUGUAUCUGAUUCUUACUACGACCAUCUGUGCCUCCUUCGCAUUCAUGCUUCCUGUAGCUACCCCGCCCAAUGCCAUAGCAUUCGCUUACAAGGAAAUCAAAGUCAUUGAUAUGGUAAAAACAGGCUGUCUCCUAAACUUCACGUGUAUCUGUAUACUGCUUCUUUUCAUGAACACACUCGGUCUGUUGAUUUUCGACAUCGCACACUUUCCCGAUUGGGCCAAUAACACCAUGAAUACCAUGCAUGGUAACGGAUAUUGACAUCUUACAUAACUCUACAUCGGUACCGUUUUGAGAUCAGAUAUACUCGAUGAAACACUCCAGCGAAAAAAAAGAAAAAAAAAACCGAUACUGUAGCAAUAAACUUAUCUGUCAAAAUAUAUUCUUUCAA